Molecule: messenger RNA, 657 nt
Organism: Saccostrea echinata
Lineage: Eukaryota; Metazoa; Mollusca; Bivalvia; Ostreida; Ostreidae
Product: nucleolar protein 12-like
Exons: 5
Coding region: 27-638 (203 amino acids)
Cellular component (GO): nucleolus
Molecular function (GO): RNA binding
Source: RefSeq, a predicted model, not a curated record
CCAAUUAGAGGAAAUUCGAACACAAAAUGGAAGUUACAAAACGAAGGAGCAAAAAGAACAGAAAAACAAAGAAAAUUCUUGUCUUCAAUGAACAGAAUAGAAUAGAAUAUUUGACUGGAUUUCGGAAGAGAAAAAAAGAAAGACAACAACAUGCUAAAGAAGAAAGAGAAAAUAGACUGAAAGAAGACAAGAGGGCUCUAAAACAACAGAGGAAAGAAUUGUUGUUGAAAAGUCAGAAAUAUGCAGGUAAGAGAAAGUCAAAGAUGUCAGCAUUGGAUGAUAUUGAGGAUGUGGAAACUUCAGUGGUGGAUCUACCUGCUCAUACAGUUACUUUGACAGAUAUCUCGGAAAUAGAUCUAGCAGGGCAUAGUGGACUGCGACUAGGUGUAAACAAGGCUGAGGAAAAUGAAGAGAAAAAUGAAGAUGGCAGCUUGGGCAAAUUAAGUGAAGAGAAACUGAAGAAUUCUCUAAAGAAGCUUAGAAAAAGACAGGGAGAAAUAGACUCGCGCAUUCAUCCAUCAAAGAAAACAAGGUUUCAGAAGACCCAUCCAAAGCAGUAUGACAAAAAGUCAUUGAAGAAGAGGAAAGAAAAAUUUUCUCAUAAAAAACAGAAAAAGAAAAUAAAACCUAGAAAUUAAUAAAUUUUGUUUCAAAAAG